AUGGUGACGCAGACGGUGACGAGGACGGUGCCCGGGGCGGGCGCGUCGCCCAAGCUCGCCCCCGCCGAGCUGCCGGCGCUGGCCCCCGCCGAGCCCGCGGCCAAGAAGGAGCGCCUCUACAUGGGCUACUUCCUCACGCCCGUCGUCUGGAAGAACGCGCUCGGCUUCCUCGCCCUGCACCUCAUCGCCGUCUACGGCCUCUACGUCUUGUGCGCUCGGGGAAAGGUGCUCUCCUGGAUCUACGUGUGGCUGAGCGGCGUGCUGUGCGGCUUCGGCGUGACGGUGGGAGCGCACCGCCUCUUCACACACCGCUGCUUCCGCGCCAGCUGGGGCGUGCGUUUCGCGCUGGUGGUACUGCACACCAUCGCAGGACAGGAAGUAAAGUGCUUACGCUUAUUUUUAUUAUUUUUUUUGCAGAACUGCAUGUAUGUGUGGGUUCGCGAUCACCGGCAGCACCACCGCUACAGCGACACGCACGCUGACCCGCACAACGUGCAGCGCGGCUUCUUCUUCUCGCACAUCGGCUGGCUGAUGAUGCGCAAGCACCCUGCCGUGUUCGAGAAGGGCAAGAACAUCGACCUGUCCGACCUGGAGCGGGACCCCAUCGUCAUGUUUCAGAAGAGGUACUACAAAACGCUGUACGUCCUCUUCGCCAUCAUGCUGCCCACGGUGAUCCCCAUCCUCGCGUGGGACGAGCGCCUGGACGUCGCGCUCUUCGGCUGCUACUUCUUCCGAAUGAUCGCAGUCCUCAACAUCACGUGGCUGGUGAACAGCGCCGCGCACAUGUUUGGCACACGCCCCUUCAAUAAGUGA
This is a messenger RNA of Gryllus bimaculatus (two-spotted cricket), 813 nucleotides long. Lineage: Eukaryota; Metazoa; Arthropoda; Insecta; Orthoptera; Gryllidae. The record is from the annotation of a GenBank genome assembly.